GAGAGAGAGUAUCAUAAUCUCUUUGAAGCUCCAAGCAAAACAAACCCCAACAGUUGUGAUGGCUGACUUCAGUGGCUCCAAGCAAAGCACACGCCUUUUUCUUUUUCUAAAAUCCAAUACUCCAUCAUCUCACUACAACAAAAACGGAGAAAAUGCCUAUGGGUUUCACUCAAAAAAUCUAUCCCGUCUCCGCAACCUCCCCACCAUUCGCGUGUCCACUGUCCGGUGAAUUUGGGAGUAAUAGUGGAUGUGAAAUGAGAGGGAGAGGGGUGGGUUGGAUAGCAUAGCAAUGGCCCUGAGAGAGAGCCUGUGAGAGAGAAAAGAGGUUUUAAAUUUUAAAAUAUUCUUUUAAUGAAAAAGCAUUAGGGAUUUAAAACCCAUUCUUGAAAGGAAUCUGCUUUUAUUUGUGGCUAAUUUCGAGGAAGAAAAUGAGAAGGGAGUUUUUCGUGGAGGGCUUGAUGGGUUAUUAGAAGAGGAAAAGAGAGAGUGGAGGGGGAGAGAAAGGGAGGAAGAGAGAAGCAAAUGGUACAGAGAUCUUGCAGGAGGAAGAGAGUACGGGUACAGAGACAAAGGGCUACUCUGCAACAAGGCAUGGCACACCUAGGAACGAAGGUGGUAGGGGAAUCGCCUUCACUCAAAAGAGAACCUCUUAAGUUUUCAGCUGGGAAAGUUGCCGCACAGAGGAGGCGGCAACAUGCGGUAACAAUUGGGAAGGAAAGAAGAGAAGCUAUAUUACGCACGAAGCGCUUAUGCAGAGAUGGGGUUGUAGGUGAUAAUGAAGAUCAAGUAGAUGCAGGUAUGAUUCUUGAUGAAGAGGGGGCAGCUUUGGAUGCUCAAACAAAUGAGACUGUGGGGGAACUGAAGUCUGCUCUUCGUAUUCAGGGAAAAGAUGCUUUGAGGAAGAAAUUGGAGGUGCUUCGUACUUUAAGAUGCUUAUUGUCCAAGUCUACAGUACCUCCUGUGGAAACAGCAGUCCAAGCUGGAGUAGUUCCACUUCUUGUUGAAUGCCUAUCUUUUGGAUCGCCAGAUGAGCAGAGAUUCGGCUUCGACAAAGCUCAGCAUGGGCUGAAAUUUAUGUUCAGGAGGAUCUCUCUCUGUUCUAAGGAAGAGUUGCUUGAGGCAGCAUGGUGCCUUACAAAUAUUGCAGCUGGCGAGGCAGAACAAACAAAAGCUUUAUUACCUGCACUACCUCUACUCGUUGCUCAUCUUGGAGACCGAAGCUCAGUUCCCAUUGCUGAGCAGUGUGCCUGGGCUCUAGGAAAUGUUGCUGGGGAAGGAGAAGAGCUCAGAAACAUUUUAAUAGCACAAGGAGCAUUGCCAGCUUUGGCACGUAUGAUGCUUUCAGAUAAUGGUUCAAUGGCAAGAACAGCUGCAUGGGCUCUUUCGAACUUAAUUAAGGGGCCUCAUCCUUGGGCUGCAACAGAGCUAAUAAAGAUUAAUGGUGCCCUUGAUGCAAUUAUUCGCCACAUGAAAAAAGCGGAUGAUGAGCUGGCUACUGAAGUGGCAUGGGUGGUUGUUUAUCUUACUGCUCUUUCAAACUCUGCUACUAGCUUGUUGGUAAACAGUGAUCUUGUUCAGCUUCUUGUGGGAAGGCUAGCAGCUUCAGAAUGUUUACAAUUGCUCAUCCCGGUCUUGCGAAGUAUUGGCAAUCUUGUAGCUUGUGACAGUCAUGUGGCUGAUGAAGUCCUCGCUGCAGGAUAUGGUACCACAGUGUUGAAUGCUUCAGAUAAUGUCAUGGGUGCGCUAGUGAAAUGUUUGAGUAGUGACCAUCGGGUUUUGAAGAAGGAGGCGGCUUGGGUGUUAUCAAAUAUUGCUGCUGGCUCUUUAGCACACAAGCAGUUGAUAUAUUUUUCCGAUGCUCUUCCUUUGUUGCUCCAUCUUUUGUCAACUGCGCCAUUUGAUAUAAGAAAGGAAGUGGCUUAUGCACUGGGGAAUGUCUGUGUUGUUCAAAGUGAAGGUUCUCAUCAACCAAACCUUAUUCUGGACCACCUUGUUUCGCUUGUUGACAGGGGCUGCCUUCCAGGAUUUAUCAGUUUGGUUAGAUCUCCUGAUCUUGAAGCAGCAAGACUUGGAUUGCAAUUCUUGGAAAUGGUCAUGCGUGGUUUGCCAAAUGGUCGGGGCCCAAAGCUUGUGGAGAGGGAGGAUGGGAUUGACGCCAUGGAGAGGUUUCAGUUCCAUGAAAAUGAACAUUUGAGAAGCAUGGCAAAUGAGUUGGUUGAUAAAUACUUUGGGGAGGACCAUGGACAUCUUGAUGAGGAUUAGUUGGUUUGCUGAGAAUCAGUGGUUUGCUGGUAGUGAUUCUCAGCAAUUUCCUUCCUUGUGGGCAAUUUCCUUCCUUGUGGGGUUUCUACUUGCAUGUAAAAUAAUGGGAUUUUGAGAUUCAUAAGUUCGAACUUUUAUUCAUUGUAAUGCGAUACAGCCUUAGGUUUACUGUAAUUUUUUAUAGCAGGCUUAAAUGUUUGGUCCUUUCUUAUUUUCUGACUGCAUGGUGAACUUGUAACUGGCUUCGCUUGAAUGUUAAUUCUGUAUGUAGCCCUUACCUUUCUUGCUCUAAUUUCUAUGUGCAAAUAAUCUAUGCUGAACUUUAUGCAUACUAUCCAUUCAUUGUCA
Messenger RNA from Amborella trichopoda, 2610 nucleotides. The record is from RefSeq and is a predicted model, not a curated record. NCBI's taxonomy places the organism in Eukaryota, Viridiplantae, Streptophyta, Magnoliopsida, Amborellales, Amborellaceae.